Hemicordylus capensis (graceful crag lizard) is the source of this 6837-nucleotide messenger RNA. It is a transcript of the gene VILL, whose product is annotated as villin like. Gene Ontology annotation, cellular component: cytoplasm; actin cytoskeleton. Lineage: Eukaryota; Metazoa; Chordata; Lepidosauria; Squamata; Cordylidae. Gene Ontology annotation, molecular function: phosphatidylinositol-4,5-bisphosphate binding; actin filament binding. The transcript is spliced from 21 exons. The coding region runs from base 2131 to 4737 and encodes 868 amino acids. Gene Ontology annotation, biological process: cytoskeleton organization; barbed-end actin filament capping; actin polymerization or depolymerization. The record is from RefSeq and is a predicted model, not a curated record.
GCAAAUGUGCUCAUGCGGACGAUAUUGUCAUGUGUCAGAGAUCUGCAGGGGCAUUGCUUUGGAGGCAACUAUGAAGCAUCUGGCAGUGAUUGGUUGAGCUGCCCUAAUGUCACAGAAGGGAUACCCCACAGAGGCAGACUACCAUUGGCUGAGUUUCUGUGACACCAGAGAAGGAUAUAGUAGACUGAAGGGAUUAGGGAAGAGGCAGGGGAAAAGAGGAUUUGGGAGAAAGUGGGUCAUCAUGAAUGAAGAGAAACCACCGGAGGGGGUCAGGAAUUGAAGGGGAGGGUACUCCCUGUCUAGGAGCCGUAGAGGUGAGGCUUAUGUUCAUUGGUUGAUGUGAAAAGAGCCAGCCAGAUAUUUGGCAGCUAUCUAAUAUGGCGUAGCUGUCACACUAGGUCAGGAAAGACCUGGCUUCAAAUGCACAAUCGGCCAUAAAGCUCACUAAGUGACCCCAGGCCACUCAUAAUUAAUCUACCUCACAGGGUUGUUGUGAAGAUAGAAUAAAUAGGAACACUGAGUGCAUCACGUUUUCUGGCUUGAUCCUCCGGUUGCUCUCUCUGCUUGAUGAAAUACAGGUUGCGUUCCAAGUGUGCAAACGAAACUGUUGAGUAAAUAACAGAGCCCAAAGAUAUGGCUCCACACCUCCAGAGCACGAAGCAUGGCCUCUCUGUGUGGAGCGAAUAGCUUGAAUGACUGCUGAAGAUUAGUCAUGUACACUCUCAUUUCUUCAGGCCAGGAAUAAGGUCUUCCUUCUGUUCCAAUGAACGUUUACAUUUGUUUGUUUACAUUGGCACCAUUUCUCAGUGCCUUUUCCUAAAAAUAGCCCCAAGUGAUAAUACAGCAUUUUAAAAAAAUUAGAAGUCACAACAGCAAUAUUUAAAAAGCAAAAAAAGAAACCCCACAGAACACCAAUGUAGCUUCAAGGACACAAUGGGGGAAAGCUGCAACCAUUGAAAACAAAAAGGUCUGGAUAGCAAAAAGAGAAAAGAGAUGGGGUAUAAUGAGCCUCCUUGGGAACACUGUGCAACACGGGAAGUUGCCUUAUACUGAGUCAGGCCAUUGGUCCAUCUAGCUCAGUAUUGUCUACACAGACUGGCAACAGCUUCUCCAAGGUAGCAGGCAGGAGUCUCUCUCAGCCCUAUCUUGGAGAUGCCGCCAGGGAGGGAACUUGGAACCUUCUACACGCAAGCAGGCAGGUGCUCUUCCCAUGACGGCCCCAUCCCCUAAGGGGACUAUCUUAUAGUGUUCACAUGUAGUCUCCCAUUCAAAUGCAAACCAGGGCAGACUCUGCUUAGCACAGGGGACAAUUCAUGAUUGCUACCACAAGACCGGCUCUCCUCCCAUAGAUCUGGAGUGCAGAUCUCCACCAUGCCAGAAGAGGCCCCUGCCCUAGCCAAUGACAUUAUUUUAUUUAUUCUUCCAUUUGUAUCUCUCCCUUCCUUCAAGGAGCCCAGAGUGGGGUACAUGGUUAUGUUUAUCCUCACUACAGCCCUGUAAGGUAGGUUAGGCUCAUAGAAAAGGGCCUGGCCCAGAGUCAUUCCUUGAGUUUCAUGGCUGAAUGGGCAUUUGAACUCUUGUUGUCGCCCUCGUUCUAAUCCAGCACUUCAACCGCUACACAAUGGGGGCUCUCAUUUGAUGUCCUCUAGAGCAGAACUUGUCCAGCCGAUGAGAGGGAGCAUGGAGAGCUUUGUAUGGUAGUUGAUGAUUUUUGAAAUCAAUGGAUGAGGCCGCAGUUCAGUGGGAGAGCAUCUCCUUUGCAUACAGAAGAGGAACAACUCUAGAGGAAGAACUUGUCUGGGAAAGCAAAGCAGGAGCACAGACUGCGAUUUGAGGAGUGAGGAUUCUGCUGCACAUUAAAAACUUAUAGAGUGUACAUCCCUACCAGCUGGGGAGAGCUGUUUCCUGUAACCUCCAGUGAUUCCACUGAAGCUCGUGGGUGUGACCGUUCAGGGGGUGGUUCCACUGCAAGCAAGUACACUAUUAAGUUACCUUCCUUUUGGACAGGCCUCCUUCUUCUAGAGGUAGCACAGCAGCAGACGCUGUUCACAGUCAGGUUGGAAGGAGGUUUGGGAAGAAGAAAGGAAAAGAAGAACCCCCAAGAUAGUUUGGACUUUACAAGAAGAAAGAAUGACGGACGCUGAAGCUGAUGUGGGUCUUCCGGCUAUUGACAGAAAGCCAGGCCUCCAGAUAUGGACCAUAGAGAAAAUGAAAAUGGUACCCAUUCCUGAGAAGGCCUAUGGGAGUUUUUUUGAAGGGGACUGUUACAUUGUCUUACACAACAUGAAGACACCGAAUGGAUUUUCCACUGAUCUACACUACUGGAUUGGGCACGAUUCCUCUCAGGAUGAGCAAGGGGCGGCCGCUUUCUAUGUGACACAGCUGGACGACUUGCUCGGCGGGAGCCCGGUCCAACACAGAGAGGUGCAAGGACAUGAGUCAGCCGCCUUUAAAAGUUAUUUCAAGAAAGGCAUCAUCUACAAGAAGGGAGGAGUGGCUUCUGGGUUCAAACACGUGGAGACCAACAUGUACAAUAUCAAACGCCUCCUUCAUGUCAAGGGGAAGAAGCACGUGACUGCUACAGAGGUGGAUCUUUCGUGGGACAAGUUCAAUAAAGGUGAUGUCUUCCUGUUAGAUCUUGGCAAAGUGUUGAUCCAGUGGAAUGGGCCCUCAUGCAACGUUGCAGAGAAAUCUAGGGGAAUGGUCUUGGCACGGAGCAUCCGGGACGGCGAGAGAGGUGGGCGUGCUCAGAUCGGCAUCAUCGACAGUGAGAAAGAUUGCCCUGACCUCAUGCAGAUCAUGAAAGCAGCCCUGGGUGAGAGGCGUGGAGAGCUCAAAGAGGCUGUGCCAGAUGAGAAAGCGGACGAGCUUCAGAAAGCCAAUGUCCGCCUUUACCAUGUCUACGAAAACGGCAAGGAUUUAGUGGUGCAAGAAAUUGCUACACGGCCCCUUACACAAGACCUCCUUCAGCGCGAGGACUGUCACAUUCUGGACCAAGGAGGUUUUAAAAUUUAUGUCUGGCGAGGAAAAGACUCUAGCAAAGAAGAAAAGAAAGCAGCCUUCAGCCGAGCAGUGGGUUUCAUCCAAGCCAAAGGGUAUCCUCCCACCACCAAUGUGGAAGUUGUGAAUGAUGGAGCAGAGUCGGCCAUGUUUAAACAACUCUUCCAGAAGUGGACAGGAAAAUAUGAGACUCAAGGACUUGGCAAAGCCUACAGCAUUGGCAAAACUGCCAAGGUGGACCAAGCCAAAUUCGACAUUGCCCAGUUACAUGCCCAACCGGAGUUAGCUGCUGAGCAGCGAAUGGCCGAUGAUGCCUCUGGGAAUGUUGAGGUGUGGAGGAUUGAGGAUCUGGAGAUGGCCCCAGUGAACCCCAGGACCUAUGGGCAGUUCUAUGGUGGAGACUGUUACCUUGUUCUGUAUACUUAUAUGAAAUCGGGCAGACCUCAUUACAUUAUCUACAUGUGGUUUGGCCGCCAUGCGUCCGCGGAUGAAAUUACGGCUUGUGCUUUUAACGCCGUCCAGCUGGACCAGAAAUACAAGGAUGAGCCCGUGCAGGUCCGAGUGGUGAUGGGGAAGGAGCCCCGGCAUUUCCUCGCCCUUUUUAAGGGGAACUUGAUCAUUUAUGAGGGAGGCACAAGCCGUGCCCAGGCAAGUGAGCCCGAGCCAGCCAUCCGGCUGUUCCAAGUGAGGGGCACAGAUGAAUUCAACACCAAAACCAUUGAGGUUCCGGCCCGGGCCUCCUCCCUUAACUCCAACGAUGUCUUCCUUCUGAAGACCAACCAAGUCUGCUACCUGUGGUGUGGGAAGGGAUGCAGUGGAGAUGAACGAGAGAUGGCAAAGAAUGUGGCUGAUAUAAUCUCCAAACGGGACAAGCAGACCAUUUUGGAGGGUCAGGAACCAGCCGAAUUCUGGGUGGCACUGGGAGGCAAAGCCCCAUAUGCCAGUGAUAAGAGGUUCCAAGAAGAGGUUGCCCAAUACCAGCCCCGCUUGUUUGAGUGCUCCAAUCAGACGGGCCGGUUCAUCAUGACAGAGAUAGUGGACUUCUGCCAAGAUGACUUAGAUGAGGAUGACGUCAUGCUCUUGGACACAUGGGAAGAGAUUUUCCUUUGGGUAGGCAAGGUGGCCAACAACUAUGAAAAGACUGAAUCUAUUUCCUCAGCCAAGGAGUACCUGAAGACCCAUCCUGCCGGAAGAGAUUUAGCAACGCCAAUCAUCCUGGUGAAACAAGGUCAUGAGCCCCUGAACUUCACCGGCUGGUUCACGGCUUGGGACCCGUACAAGUGGAGUGACAGCAAAUGCUAUGAAGAGAUGAAGAGCAGCCUAGGAGACGUAUCUGCUAUAUCGGAGAUCAGCGUGGAUCUAAAAAAUGCCAAUUUGAAUAAUAGAAAUCCCAGCAGUAAUGCCAACAGAAAUGCCAGCAAUACCCCCAAUCCAGUUAGUCCUGGGACCGGAGGGAGUUCAGAGCCACACCAGACACAGUCUGACAACAUCAGUACCAACAUCAACAACAACCACAACACCCCUUCGCUAGAGGCCAAUGGAAACGGUGCAUAUCCUCGAGAGGUGCUGAUCAACAAGACGGUGGAUGAUCUGCCAGAAGGUGUGGACCCUGCCAAAAAAGAGUACUACUUGUCUGAUGCCGAUUUUUGUGACAUUUUUGGGAAAACCAAAGAUGAAUUCUACCAGAUGCCCAAGUGGAAGCAGCAAAAUGAGAAGAAACAGUAUGGACUGUUUUGAGCAAAAGAGUAUCCUGCCUGCUUGUCAGCUGCUUGGAACUAGUUUUGGGGUACCCCAAUGCUUACGGGAGGAAGUAGUGCUGAUAAAAGGCACUUGAAUCUUCAACUAAAAGGACUAAAUAAUCUUUUUAAGCACUCCUGAAAUCAAUACUGUCAAUUCGCCAAGCUCUUGAUCUUCCUUCCCUUCCCCCCACCCCACCCUAAAACCCCUCUAGCUGAAAAUAUAUUUCUUGCCAGUUUGGUACCAAUUAUCUGCACAAGGGAGUUGUAUGGCAUGCCUCAUGGUUGAUGUGUUUGGAAAUUUAACUGUCCCACCAGGGUGCCUUCCAGAUUACACCUUGCAAUAGUCACAGCGGAUCUCGGAAGUGUGCUUCCACACUUCCUGUGUUGUGACACUGCAGUCCCUACGCUGACAGCAGGGUGCCAUUCACAUUUCCGAUGCCUUGUUUUGAAUUUAAUCACUGUGGUAUAGUGCUAUGACAUUGUGUAUCCAGCAUAAAUAAGUUACUGUUUUUUCCAGUUGUUGGUUUCCACGAGACUGCUCCCCCUGCUGUUCACGUUUUGAAUGCCACUUGCCUGAAUGGAGGCAUUUUGCUGCUGUUGAGCAGCUAAGCUGGAAAGCGCCCUGAAGAUCCAAAAUGAAGCAGUGUCAAAGGGGCAUGACAGGAUCCCCAGUUCAAGUGCCAGGGCAAAUGCUGAAAUCUCUAAUGGCUUGGAAGAGAUAUAAGGAACCCCCUUGCUUAAUCCUGCAGGCGGGAGAAGCACAUCACAUUUCCACAGCUGCAUGGAAGGGACUGCCCCAAACCUCUUUCCUAAAAUAUGCUGAGAGGAGGUAUGUCUCUGAACACUAAAGCUGGGGGCAGAACACACAGAAUUGCUAUCCAUUUCAUUCCCCCUGCUUGUUAAGUACCCAGAACAUCCCACCAGCCACUGUUGGAAACAGAAUGCUAGGCUAGAUGGAAUCUGAUUUGAUCCACUAAAGUCGCUCUUGUGGAUGCCAGGAUUGGAAAGAAAGAGGAAACUUAUAGCCAAAAAACAUAUUGCACUUAAGUUUCAUGCAAGGUAGAAAACAUCUUGCUCUUUCAUUUCUGAGGAGAUGUUGCCUGUGCUUUCCCUCAAGCCCAGGUUUGCCAGUGACAGGGAAAAACAGAAAAUGCAGAUGAUCUCUGGACAACACAACUUAAGAGGAGAUAAAAUGCAGGUGACCUCUGGAUAAUGCAUUUGCCAGUAUAGCUGGAUCUAAGAGCAACCCAAUGAUGAAGGGAGUUUUGGAUAGAAAAGUCUUGGAGCCCAGCAAAUGAGGAAAGGCUUACAGAAACCCCAUCACAUGAAAUCCUCCUGGUAGCUUCUGGGAAGCCCAAAGCAGCCCACUACACACACCCACACCCACACCCACACACCAACAACAACAACAACAACUAGUCUUCUGGUAUUUGUCCUCUGAAUGCCAGUUGCGGAAGAGGAGUUACAUACGCUGUUGUCUUCAUGCCCUGCAGUGGAUCUUCCCAGAAGCAGCUGUCUAGGCCAGCUGUUCUCACACAUGGGUCCCCAGAUGCUGGUCUACCACUCUCAGCCGCAGUGGCUCAAGUCCAACCACAUCUGGGGGACCAAGGUUGAGAAUCCCUGGGCUAGCCACUCUUGGAACCAGGAUGCUGGGCCUUUUGGUCUCAUCCAGCAAACCUGCUACGGUGUUCCAAACAGCUUAUACUGAGUCAGACCACUGUUUUCUCCACCCCUGUCCUGUCCUGUGUGCUCUGCCUGGCAGUUGCAGCUCUCCAAGAUCCAAGGAAGAGUCCUUGCCCAUUCCUUCAACCCUUUCAGCUAGAGAUACCAGGGGCUGAACUGGGGACCUUCUGCGUGCCAGGCAGGCAGGCAGGUGCUUUGCCACUGAGCUGUGGUCCCCCUCCUCCCUUUUUGCAACAUUCCUCUUUAUUGCCAACAGCGGACCUGUGGGGUCGAGUCACUCAGGAAGAGAGUUGCCAUGUUUCCUCCCGCACAAGAUCAGCGUCCUUUCUUUAAAAGACACUUGCUUCUUUCAGAGAUAGAGGAGGAGAGUCGGACCAAAUUGUGUAGAAAACUGAAUUAAAUGUAUUAUAUAAUA